Molecule: messenger RNA, 1127 nt
Organism: Gekko japonicus
Lineage: Eukaryota; Metazoa; Chordata; Lepidosauria; Squamata; Gekkonidae
Gene: ZNF367
Product: zinc finger protein 367
Exons: 5
Coding region: 108-1127 (339 amino acids)
Biological process (GO): homophilic cell-cell adhesion
Cellular component (GO): cell-cell junction
Molecular function (GO): ionotropic glutamate receptor binding
Source: RefSeq, a predicted model, not a curated record
UGCAGCUCCCCUGUAAUGCAAGCCUGAGGCGUUCCUGCCGGACCAUAGGAAGAGUCGGGAGCGGCAGCGCCGGAUCGGCUUGGGAAGGGGGCGAGUUUUGGCGCAGGAUGUCUGAGAGGCCGGGCCCUGCGCCUGUGAUCUUGUUUUCGGGGGAUUCACCGAAGCGCGUCUUGGUCUCUGUCAUCAAAACCACCCCGAUCAAGCCGCCGCGCAGAGGCAGCGAGGAGCUCGCCCGGGCUCCUCCGCCGCCGCCCAUCCCCACCAGUCCGGGCUUCAGCGACUUCAUGGUGUACCCCUGGCGCUGGGGAGAGAACGCGCACAACGUCACUCUCAGCCCUCCGCCGGCUACGACUCAGCCUCUCUGCGAUGGAGGUGGAGGGAACAGCCACGGGGCCAGAGACGCAGGCGGCCGUUCGGGCGCGGACGACGAAGAAGCGGGCAGCCCGGACAGCGGCAUUGGGAGCAGCGGACACUUGAGGGAUGGGAUUAGAAGAGGCCGACCAAGAGCAGACACCGUCCGAGAUCUAAUAAGCGAGGGAGAGAAUUCAUCUAGCAGAAUUCGUUGUAAUGUUUGCAACAGAGUCUUCCCACGAGAGAAAUCCUUACAGGCACACAAAAGAACUCAUACUGGUGAAAGGCCUUAUUUGUGUGACUACCCUGAGUGUGGGAAAGCUUUUGUUCAGAGUGGGCAACUUAAAACGCAUCAACGUCUCCAUACAGGAGAAAAACCUUUUGUUUGUUCAGAAAAUGGAUGUGUAAGCAGAUUCACACAUGCAAACCGUCACUGUCCCAAGCAUCCCUAUGCAAGGCUGAGGAGAGAGGAACCUACAGACAGGUUGAAUAAAAAACAAACAGCAGAUAAUAAAGCUGUUGCUGAAUGGCUGGCAAAAUACUGGGAGAUGAGAGAUCAACGUACUCCUACAUUAAGAAGCAAAGCUACUCAUAAGCCUGAUCAGGAGCAGCAAGAUCCCAUGGAGUAUCUCCAGUCUGAUGAAGAUGAGGAUGAGGAAAAGAGUACUACCCAUUCAGCUGCCUGUAGUCGCCUUCAGGAACAACGUGAACGCUUACAUGGGGCACUAGCACUCAUUGAGCUUGCAAACCUGGAUGGAGCUCCACUGCGACAGUAG